UCCCUUCACUCCCUCACUUAGCUCGAACCUCUAAAGGCUGCAACUUCAAAUGGCUCACAGCCGAAAAGAUCGUCUCAUUUUCGAACCCAAAAUCGAAAAUGAAGCUAAUUCGUCCUCAUCGACCCCUCACAAAUUCUACCAUUUACAGAAAGCAAAGAAAUUUGUGUACCUCCAAAUUUACAUCCCAAGAUAAUGAAGAAAACGAGUCGCAUUUCGUGUCGAUCCUCCGAGACAUAGUACGAGGAAGUCAGAGCUGGAAAAUCGCGCUCAACAACACCUACAUGUCGAGCACUUUGAGGCCCCACCACGUCGAGAAGGUCCUGAUCCAAACCAUCGACGAUUCCAGGUUAGCCUUGAGGUUCUUCAAUUUCUUGGGCUUGCACAUAAACUUCAACCACUCCACGACUUCGUUUUGCAUCUUGGUCCAUGCUCUGGUCCAGUCCAAUCACUUUUGGCCAGCUUCUUCGCUCCUGCAAACGCUUUUCGUUCGUGGGUUAGACUCAGAAGAGGUUUUUGAACAUUUUUUGAAUUCCUACGAGAAAUGUAAGUUUUCUUCGAGUUUGGGUUUUGAUUUGUUAGUUCAGAAUUAUGUGCAAAAUAAAAGAUUUUUGGAUGGUGUGGUGAUCGUGAGGCUCAUGAGAGAAAAUAAAUUGUUGCCCGAAGUUAGAACUUUGAGUGCCCUUUUAAACGGGCUAGUGAGAAUUAGGCAAUUUCAUGUAGUUUUGGAAUUGUUUGAUGAGGAGGUUACGAAUGCCGGUCUUAGGCCUGAUGUGUAUACGUACACUGUGGUGGUUAGGAGUUUGUGCGAAUUGCGGGAUUUUGUAAGAGCCAAGGAAAUGAUUUUGCAGGCGGAGUUGAAUGGAUGCAGUUUAAGUGUUGUAACGUAUAACGUGUUGAUUCAUGGGCUCUGCAAAAACCAACGAGCUUGGGAGGCUGUUGAGAUCAAGAAUUUUUUGAUUGAAAAGGGACUGAAAGCAGAUGUGGUUACAUAUUGCACAUUAGUACUUGGUUUGUGCAGAGUGAAAGAACAUGAGGCUGGGAUGGAGCUGAUGGAUGAAAUGAUUGAGUUGGGGUUUGUUCCAAGUGAAGCCGCUGUCUCAGGAGUUGUAGAGGGAUUGAGGAGGUCGGGGAAGAUUGAAGAGUCUUAUAAUGUGGUGAAGCGGGUGGAGAGAGUAGGGGUGCUGCCUAGUUUGUUUGUUUAUAAUGCGCUGAUCAAUUCUCUGUGCAAAGACGGGAAACUGGAUGAAGCGGAGUUACUUUUUUAUAAUAUGGGUGAGAAGGGUCUGUUUGCAAACGAUGUCUCUUAUUCUAUUUUGAUUGAUUCGUUCAGCAGAAGAGGGAAAUUGGACGCUGCAUAUUUUUAUUUUGGUAAAAUGUCGGAGUCCAGGAUUAGAGCUACUGUGUAUCCGUACAAUUCUUUGAUAAGUGGGCAAUGCAAGUUUGGCAAAUUGAGUGAAGCGGAGUUUCUUUUUGGUGAGAUGAUCGAUAAAGGAUUAGUGCCAACGGUUGCAACCUAUACAUCACUGAUCAGUGGAUACUGCAAAGAAGGAGAACUGCACAAGGCAUUUAGGCUGUAUCAUGAGAUGACCGGGAAGGGAAUUGCACCAAAUACUUACACCUAUACUGCACUUAUAUCUGGUUUCUGUCGUGCAAAUAUGAUGGCUGAAGCAAGUACGUUGUUUGGUGAAAUGGUUGAGCGAAACAUUCUGCCAAAUGAGGUGACUUAUAAUGUUAUGAUAGAGGGUCACUGUAUGGAUGGUAACACAGUAAAAGCCUUUGAAUUGUUGGAUGAAAUGGUUGAGAAAGGUCUUAAACCAGACACAUAUACAUAUAGGCCUCUAAUUAGUGGUCUUUGUUCUUCAGGUAAAGUUUCUGAAGCCAAAAAAUUCAUAGAUGACCUCCACAAAGAGUAUCAGAAGUUAAAUGUGAUAUGUUAUAGUGCACUUCUACAUGGCUACUGCAAAGAGGGGAAAUUAGACGAUGCAUUGAAUGCUUGCCGUCAGAUGGUUGGAAGAGGAAUAGACAUGGAUCUUGUGUGUUUUGCAGUACUCAUUUGUGGAACUCUAAAGCAGUAUGACACAAGAAAAGUAUUGGGUCUCUUGAAGGAGAUGCAUGAUCAAGGGCUGAAGCCUGAUGAAGUAAUAUAUACAAGUAUGAUAGAUGCAUACAGCAAAGCGGGAAGGCUUAAGGAAGCUUUUGGGUUUUGGGAUUUGAUGGUUGCUGAGAGAUGUUUUCCUAAUGUGGUGACAUAUACUGCCUUGAUCAAUGGCUUAUGCAAGGCAGGACAUAUGGAUAAAGCAGAACUUCUUUUAAAGGAAAUGUUAAUUGGCAAUGCCCUUCCCAAUCAGAUCACUUAUGGUUGUUUCCUUGACCACCUUACGAAGGAAGGAAGUAUGGAGGAAGCUGUACAGCUGCACUCUGCAAUGCUAAAAGGGUUUCUAGCAAACACUGUGACAUACAAUAUACUUAUCCGGGGCUUUUGUAAAUUGGGAAAGAUUCAAGAAGCUAUUGAGCUCCUUGUUGGAAUGACUGACAAUGGUAUUUUUCCAGAUUGUGUUACCUAUUCGACUUUUAUCUAUGAGUAUUGUAGAAGAGGUAAUUUACAGGAAGCUGUUGAGUUGUGGGACACCAUGCUAAAUAAGGGUCUAAAGCCUGAUACAUUAGCAUAUAAUUUUAUGAUAUAUGGUUGCUGCAUAACUGGAGAACUCACCAAGGCAUUUGAAUUGCGUGACGAUAUGAUGAGAAGGGGGGUGACCCUGAAUCGGGUAACAUAUAAUGCUCUUCUUCAUGGAACUUGCUUGAAAAGUUAAGUCCACUCUACCUAAACAUGUUGGAGAAGAAUUUUUGUUAUAUAAUGUCAACAGUCUGCGAUGUUAUACCAGAGCCUCUUCUAUUUGCCAUUGAAGAACCAUUUUUGGGGAUUACAGCUCUUGUGUUAUAUCAACUUGUAGCAUUUUUUUAGGACUGACGGUUGAAGAUGACAAGAUUCUUUUCUGUACAUAAUUAAGCGUGCAAACUUGAAGUGAAGGACCAGGAGGGUACUAAAUUGAGGCUGACUAACAUAUGGAUGAAAGAAUCUUUAACUGUCUUCUGUUAGCAACAGAUUGUUGUGAGCAUUGUUA
Messenger RNA from Juglans microcarpa x Juglans regia, 3122 nucleotides. RefSeq names its product putative pentatricopeptide repeat-containing protein At5g59900. Lineage: Eukaryota; Viridiplantae; Streptophyta; Magnoliopsida; Fagales; Juglandaceae. Gene Ontology annotation, molecular function: protein binding. The record is from RefSeq and is a predicted model, not a curated record. The transcript has a single exon. The coding region runs from base 99 to 2810 and encodes 903 amino acids.